AUGGAGGUCCAAAUUAUUUCCAAAGAGUACAUCAAACCCUCUUCACCAACACCCCCUAACCUGAAAACCCACAGGCUCUCUCUCUUGGACCAAUUCGCUUCUUUCGGCUAUGUUCCUGUGGUCUUCUUCUAUCCCAUGAACCAAAGCAUAAGCCAUGCUGUUGCUGAUAUUGUCUCUCAAAUAUCACACUCGCUAAAGCAAUCCCUAUCAGAAACCCUAACUCGCUUUUACCCAUUUGCUGGCAAAAUCAAAGAUCGUCUCUCCGUCGAUUGUAAUGACGAGGGGGUUUUUUAUUUGGAAGCCUGUGUGAAUUGUCAUCUUGUUGAGUGCCUCAGCCAGCCUAAUAUCCCAUCACUCCAAAAAUUUCUUCCCCGGGAGUCAUGGAAAGAUCCAACUGAGGGAGAUCAUGUUACUAUGAUACAAGUAACCAGGUUUGCAUGCGGCGGUAUUGCCAUUGGUGUCCUUGUUUCCCACAUGAUCGCUGAUGGAAUUUCCUUGAGUAUCUUUCUCAAAGGUUGGGCAGCAACUGCUCGUAAGGCAUGUGAAGUUGUAUGUCCUAAUUUUGACGCCCCGUCAAUUUUCAUUCAAAACGAUGCAUAUUCUAGAGAAGCCGUUGUGAUGGCUUUUUCCAAGCCCUUCAAAUUGGGCAGGUGUAUAGUAAGGAGAAUUGUGUUUGACGCCUCAGCCAUUGCAUCACUCAAAGCCAAAGCAAGCAGCUCAAGCGUGCAAAACCCAACAAGAGUCGAGGCUGUGUCCGCACUCCUAUGGAAAUGCAUCAUGACUGCUUUCAAGGCCACUUCUGGUAUCCAAAGGCCUACCUAUAUUACCCAUGCAGUGAAUUUGCGACCAAGAGCAGAUCCACAAUUCACAGAAUCUUCCAUGGGAAAUAUACUUUGGUCAACAUGCGCAUUAUGCACGGCUGAGGAGAUAGAUUUACCCUGCAUGGUGAGCAAGCUUAGAGAAGCAAGAGUGAAAAUCAAUAUUGCUGAUUUUGUAAAAAACAUACAAGGCGAUGGAGGGUUUUCCAAACUCUGGGAGCUUGUGAAAGCAAGGACUGGAGCAGUCUCGAGUAUGGCAUUUUCUUGUGGAGUGGAUUACAUUGGGUUUACCAGUUGGUGUAACAUUGGUGUCUAUGACAUUGAUUUUGGGUGGGGAAAGCCGAUGUGGGUAAGCCAAGUUGGUACAAUCGAAGAUUCGGAAACCAUGUUUCGAAAUAGGAUAUAUCUAAUGGAUACAAGAUCCGGCGAUGGAAUAGAAGCAUGGGUUUUGUUAGACGCAAAAGAUAUGAUUAUGUUAGCACAAGACAAUGAACUUCUUGCUUUCGCUUCUUUGGAUCGGAGUCCCACAGAAUAG
Molecule: messenger RNA, 1353 nt
Organism: Alnus glutinosa
Lineage: Eukaryota; Viridiplantae; Streptophyta; Magnoliopsida; Fagales; Betulaceae
Product: stemmadenine O-acetyltransferase-like
Exons: 3
Coding region: 1-1353 (450 amino acids)
Source: RefSeq, a predicted model, not a curated record